GUGCCUGUUUGCUUGGUGCUGCUCUCCUGAUAAAUCACAGCAAAGCUUCCAGAGGGAGAGGAAGGAUGGACGGCACCUCUGCCCCUAUCACUAAAGCUAGAGCUGCCAGGUUAAUUAAGAAAAAUUUCCUUGACGCUCUAAAGUCAAAUGACUUCGGAAAAUUGAAGGCCAUUUUAAUCCAAAGGCAAAUAGACGUGGACACGGUUUUUGAAGUUGAAGAUGAGAAUAUGGUUUUGGCAUCUUAUAAACAAGGUUAUUGGUUGCCUAGUUAUAAAUUAAAGUCUUCCUGGGCAACAGGCCUGCAUCUCUCUGUCUUGUUUGGUCAUGUGGAAUGUCUCCUGGUGCUGCUAGACCACAAUGCUACAAUCAACUGUAGACCCAAUGGGAAAACGCCUCUUCAUGUGGCUUGUGAAAUGGCCAACCUGGAUUGUGUUAAGAUCCUCUGUGACCGCGGAGCAAAGCUCAAUUGCUACUCCUUAAGUGGACACACAGCUUUGCACUUCUGUACAACUCCAAGUUCCAUUCUCUGUGCCAAGCAGUUGGUUUGGAGAGGGGCCAACGUGAAUAUGAAGACCAACAACCAAGACGAGGAGACGCCCUUGCACACGGCCGCGCACUUUGGCCUCUCGGAGCUGGUGGCCUUCUACGUGGAGCACGGGGCCAUCGUGGACAGCGUGAACGCCCACAUGGAGACCCCGCUGGCCAUCGCCACCUACUGGGCCCUGCGCUUCAAAGAGCAGGAGUACAGCCAGGAGCACCACCUCAUCUGCCGCAUGCUGCUCGACUCCAACGCGGAGGUCAACGCCCGGGACGACGACUUCAAAUCCCCCCUUCACAAGGCGGCCUGGAACUGCGACCACGUGCUCAUGCACAUGAUGCUGGAAGCCGGGGCCGAAGCCAACCUCAUGGACAUCAACGGCUGCGCCGCCAUCCAGUAUGUGCUGAAGGUCACGCCAGUGCGCCCAGCUGCCCAGCCCGAGAUCUGCUACCAGCUGCUCUUGAACCACGGGGCUGCUCGGAUUUACCCUCUGCAGUUCCACAAGGUGAUUCAGGCUUGCCAUUCUUGUCCUAAGGCAAUCGAAGUUGUAGUCAAUGCCUAUGAACACAUCAGGUGGAACGUGAAGUGGAGAAGAGCUAUCCCUGAUGAUGACUUGGAGAAAUACUGGGAUUUCUACCACUCUCUGUUCACUGUGUGCUGUAACUCUCCAAGGACGCUCAUGCAUUUAUCGAGAUGUGCCAUUAGAAGAACGUUACACAACAGAUGCCACAGAGCAAUUCCUUUGCUUUCUCUCCCAUUGUCAUUGAAAAAAUACUUGCUUUUAGAGCCAGAGGGAAUCAUUUAUUAAGCCUUAUGAGACAGCAGUUCCCAAUCCUAGAUAUUUAAGUGAACUCGCUGGGUAGACACAGUUUGCAUAAAUAAAAUGGUACUUGGGUUGAUUAUAACACUUCAGGGAUUUCAAAACACUUUACAAACACUAUGUCAUUAAUCCGAGGGUAUCAUGGUGAGUGGAAAUAAAUAAGGAGGAAUGUUAAGGAAUUUUCAAAGACGAGAGUGUACCCAGAAGGAACUGUGGUCUAACAGUGAUAACUAAUGCAUACAUAUAUAGUUUAGGUACCUGAUAUAUUUUUGUAAAACUUUUCAUAUAUUAUCUCAUCGGAAAUGGGACCCAGGUUUUCUGACAACCAAUCUCAUUCUCUACCUUCUCAGUAGUAAGUUUACAUUUCCAUUCAUUCAGCAAUAGAGCAGGCUUUGUGAUUACCCUCAAACUUGGUGUCUUCCCCUGUCCCUGCCUCCACCCUGCCAUUACCACUUGGCUAUAAUUACUGUUGUCGCUAAUUUUGCAAACUCCUAUUCCCUAAACCAUACCCCUCAACUUCUUUGACUGAAGAAAGCACAUUAGCAUAGUCAAAGCAAAGAGAUCUUUGAGUCUAAUUAGAAAUGAAAAAGGAAGAUCAGUCCACGUAAUAGUCAGGAGUGGACAUUUUAACACACCUAUGGAGCCAGAGAUCGGAGGUGCAUGUGAGUCGCAUGUGACUGCUGCCCUCCAGGGUCUCCCUGUUCAGCACAGGAUCUGGACACACAGGCGGGAGACUGCAAUCCAGAGUGCCGGGGCCAGAGUACAGGUGCAGACUCAUGCAAAGGGCUGGCCUUUCAAAGCUGUCUUUCUGACAUGAAGUGCGAUUUUUUUCUUUUCAGCAUGAAGCUAAAGAGGGAUUGGGUAAAGGAGAACCAUCUCCUACUCUUGUUAGGGUAAAUGCGUUUAAGGUUCUCUGAACAUCUAGACAUUGUUGCACUUCAGUAUCGUUUCUGUUUAGUGCUGUCCCAGACUCCCCGAGAAAAAUAUUACACGCUUAAAGGCUCCCAUGUAUAUACCAAGGAAGGUUAGGGAAAUGGGCGCUACCAAGUGUGUGAAGCUGAUUAGUUUGGUCUUUUUAUGGAACAGACCCACCAUUUCAGAGCGUUUUAGCUAAAAGAUAAGGGGCACUUUGCUGGUGAUGGUUGGCUACAGAAAGUAAACAGAAAGACUCUUUGAAAAGACGCAAGUUGGAGGAACUUGGAAAGAUAAGUGUGUUAAUCAGGCUCCCUCAUUAGCGGCUUGCAGAGAGAAAAACGUAGGUGAUUAACCUUUAGGCUUCAUGGUUUAUGAGGCCAAAUUUGCUUCUUUUUUUUUUUUUUUGUUCGUUUGUUCUUGCUAAUCACUGUUAGGUAAGCUACCUCUUAGCAUGGCUUUUUAGAGGUUAAUGCAAAAAUAAUUAAGCAGAAAAGCAUCUAUUUGCCAGUUGUGAGCGAGUUUCUUUAUUUGCAUUGUUCUCCACCAUCUUUACCUUUGGAUGCUUGAGUGUUGAGUAGAGAUGAUGUUUAAAUACGCUGCUAGGCUCCUGCCUAGACUGUGCUUCUCAAUUGGGAUGCUGUUACUCCUAGGGCUGUAUAGGAAACAUCGUAGGUGGAUACAAUCAUCUUUUUGAAGUAUUGCUUUUACUCCGAUAUUUUUGGGGGGAAAUACUUCAUGCUUACAUAGAUCUAUAUCAUGGAACAGAAUGCUGAAUUUGUACGAAUUAUUCAUGUGAAGCUCGAUCCUUAAAAAUAAUGGUUUGCUUUGUAGCUAGUGGUAUGAGAACACACCCUGGGACACUUGGAGGGUUGGUUCCUGCCUUACACCUUCGGGAGUGUGCAGGCAGAAAAGUUGGUAGUGCCUUGACUUGGGGCAAGUACAACGGACGCUGAGAACAAAGAGAGGUGAUGUUCUCCGUGCAGGGAAAUAAAAACUUUUCUCAGUUGGCUUUCUUGUCCUCAAACCUUUGUGUCAACCUAGCAUACGAUACCUGGCUACUUGCUUUGAACUGUGUAUUUGUGGAUUUAAAGUGAUUUUUCCUCCUCUUUCAACUUGUAUUUAGCGAACUUCAAUAAAGCUCUUCUGUUU
Messenger RNA from Nycticebus coucang (slow loris), 3422 nucleotides. It is a transcript of the gene ASB4, whose product is annotated as ankyrin repeat and SOCS box containing 4. Gene Ontology annotation, molecular function: protein binding. The transcript is spliced from 5 exons. Bases 66 to 1346 code for a protein of 426 amino acids. The record is from RefSeq and is a predicted model, not a curated record. Gene Ontology annotation, biological process: intracellular signal transduction. NCBI's taxonomy places the organism in Eukaryota, Metazoa, Chordata, Mammalia, Primates, Lorisidae.